CCCGCCCCGGCGGGCGAGAGGGGUGAUGUCAUUGCCGAGCGGGCAGGGAGUGGGGGCGCGCCGCGACUCAUUGUGCUCCGCCGGCGCCGCCUCCCGCUGCCGCCGCCGCCAGCGCCGGGCCCGGCGGGGCGGCUCCUGCACCGGCCCCGGGCGGCCUCCACGCGGGCUUCACCCCCGCCCGGGGCGGCCCCGCUGCUCCGGCCCAGGGCUGCCCAGCGCCCGGCGGCGGCGGCCCCGCUGCGCCCGCCGCGGGGGGUGCGCGGUGCCCGUGCCGCAGCAGCGGCCCCGUCGCGGUGCCCCCGCGGCUGCCAGGCUGCACCCGCCGGCGGCCGGCUGCGCCCCGGCUCCCGCCUCGUUUUAUGGUCGUGGAGAGGGAGGGAGAAUCCCAAGCCAGGCCAAGCUAGUGGGAGAUGCUAGUCAGCACCUGUGGUGGAGUCUUGUGGCUCUCCAGCGCAAGCUGGGGCUCCCGUUUCUGGCUCUGGAGCUUCCUUUGUCCGGUGCUCGCUGUGACAGCCAAGCUGGCAUCCGUCAGUCCGCAAAGUGUGGUGCUCGCUGUGAUUUCUGUGGCGUGUCCCAGGCAGCUGCGUAAAUGAGUAUGGAAGAUUAUGAUUUCCUCUUCAAAAUUGUUUUAAUUGGCAACGCCGGUGUGGGGAAGACCUGCUUAGUCCGCCGCUUCACUCAGGGGCUUUUCCCACCAGGUCAAGGAGCCACGAUUGGGGUUGACUUUAUGAUUAAAACCGUGGAGAUUAAUGGUGAAAAAGUAAAGCUGCAGAUCUGGGACACGGCAGGACAAGAGCGAUUCCGGUCCAUAACACAGAGUUACUAUCGCAGCGCCAACGCGUUAAUACUGACCUAUGACAUAACCUGUGAGGAGUCUUUCCGAUGUCUUCCCGAGUGGCUGAGAGAAAUAGAGCAGUACGCCAGCAAUAAAGUCAUAACCGUGCUAGUCGGUAAUAAGAUUGAUUUAGCUGAUAAGAGGGAAGUCUCCCAACAAAGAGCUGCAGAAUUUUCCGAAGCGCAAGACAUGUACUAUCUGGAAACCUCUGCAAAAGAAUCAGAUAAUGUGGAAAAACUCUUCCUGGACUUAGCUUGUCGCUUGAUCAGUGAGGCACGACAGAACACCCUUGUGAACAAUGUGGCAUCCCCAUUACCAGGAGAGGGGAAAAGCAUCAGCUAUUUGACUUGCUGUAAUUUUAAUUAAAGAGCUGGCACGUGAUUCCCCAUCCCCCAUGGGCCAAGAGGAUUUUUACUGGGAUUCAUCUCCUUGAAAGGAAUUCCUGCCACUUUGACCCAUCUGACUUACCCCUGAGUCAGGUCGCAGAUCUAGAAGCAUGGCAGGCUGACAGCUCCAGCUGCAUGGCAACAUAGCAGAAUAUAACAUGGUUUAAUUUUAAUUUUUUUGCAGUCUCUGGAGUUGGUUAGGAAAAGAAGAGUUGCACAAGGUGUUUCAUGUAAUGGAGAACAUGAGCUGUUGUAUUUCCUUCUGUAGGAGACUAGAACAGCCUCUCUUGAAGAAGAUACUGAAGAAUUCAAAAUCUCUCUUACAGAAUGAUGUGUUUGGUCCUUUUUAAAAAAAAAAAAAAAAGAAAAGAAAAAAAAAAUGAACACUGACCCUGGACUAUACUGGCAAUCUUCUGGGCUGCCAGCCAAUGAGUUCUUAGGACAUGUAUAUAGAGUCUGUUCACAUGUCUUCAUGGAAGACUCUAGUGUUUGAAUCAGUGUUAUGUCUCUCAUCUACAGGCACUUUCAUGAACAUGAAAUUUAAAAAAAAAAAAAGAAAAGUUAUAUAUAUCAACACUUCCAAACAAUGGUUUGAGAAGAGAUAUGGAUACAGCUCCCUUGCUCCCUUUGGUGCUAGCAGUUCAGCAAAUAUUCCAUAGACCAAACGUAGUCUUACUACAUUACUGUCCUCUGAAUGUGUAACUUAGAAUAAUUAGGAAAAAGAACACUAAUAAGCACUGCUCAUUUAAAAAAAAAAAAAUCUCAUUACCUCUUUUUCUAGCCCAAACAUAGUGGGUAAGGACUGUGCUUUUUUGAUAUCCAACAUAGGAUGAAAAGACUUUCCAGAAAUAAAAAAAAGAAUAACAAAUCCUCCUCAUCCCUAAUUAGUAAUGUCCUUAUGUGAAGAAUUAGCUUUGGGAAAUUUUUUUGCUGGAGUUGGAAAAAAUGCACCAGACCUGACCAAAAUAUUAUGCGUGCAUUGAUUGUGUAUAAGGGUUCAAAGAGAGCACAGUUUUAAAUGGCAGUCUGCAAUAUGUUUGAAUAAAUAUAAAGCUUGUAGAUACCGUUCUUGUUGAAAAGCAGGCGUACAAUUUUGUAGAAUUUUUUUACGCUAAGUGAAAAUAGCAACAGGUUGCAAGUGGUGUCAUUCUGUGUCUAACUCAUCCAGCAAUCACCGUAUGGAACCGUACUCUGAGACGCUCUUAAAGGUAUUUUCUUGGCAUCUGUUCUCUUUAGAGUAGCUUUCAGAUUCAGGGCUGUAGACUCAUUUAAUUUACUUGAUGCUUUGUACUCCUACAUCUCAGACUCUGGUGUAUGUAUAACUGUUUAGGCAAUUUCUUUCUACAAAACCCCUGAAGUGGAAGCAUUACGGAAUUUGUUGUAUUAUUACACCUCUAGUGCCAUACUCUAAUAAUGCAUUGCAAAUUUGCAUGUUGACAUUAAAGCAAAAUUGGAAGACAGGUGAAUAUGCACAGGAACAAUGGUUUUUUAGAGUUCAAGAUCAUUUUAGCUAAUCUGGAUGAAAAUUACCUGGCAAUUACAUGGCUGUGAUAUGCUAUAAAUUAGAAUUAAUCAGCUUAAUAUCAUUUGGCACUUACUGAUGAUUAUAACUGAGCUUUUGUGUUGACAUAAAAAGCUGCCAAUAAGUAGUUCUUGAAAAUAAAAAAAAUAGCAUUUUCAAAUGCUUUUUUGCAGUUUCCUAAAAAAUAACCCCUUCUUUGAGCUAUAUCAUAUUGUGCCUUUGAUCUUCAAUGGGAACUAACUAUGUUUGUGUGUUUGAGAGAGGUAAGAAUAGUGUAUAAUAUGGCCAUUUGAAUGAAUAUUUUAUUGCUAUUGUUUAGGUCACUUCCUUCUUGUAGAAGUUGUGGUACAAGACUUGUUUGUCACUUAGGUAACGUUUUGCAAAGUGCUGCUGUAAGUGUUAGAUGUUGGGGAAAUGUCAUCUGGCACGCUGGCCUUUACUGCUUCUUUUCAGUCUGCUCAUUCUGUAACCCAGAGGAUUUAGAAAUGCGUGGAACUUCCAACUCUGAAAGACCAUCCAGCUCUGAAAGAGCUGGUCCUCUACAGCUCUUAACUCUUGUUUAAAGCAAGACCCAUGAGGUUAUAUGUAAGAUAAUACUGGAGUUAGAAAUUAAUAUUACAUAUAUUUAAUUUGUAAAAGUUCUUACUCUCUAGAUGGUGGACUUGUCAGAAAGCAUAAAACUUAAUAACAAAUAAGGCAGGGCUAUUUGAUCAAGUUAACCAAGGAGGAAGGAGACUGCUCACUACAGCACGUGUGGGUGGCCUUAUUUCCUAAAGCAUCAAAGCUUCAGGUGUAACUGUCCAACACACUCUCCAUCUAUUCAAUCUCCCAAAAUUUUGGGAUUGGGAAAUUUUGAAGCUGUUGGCUGCUUUCAAGAUGACUUGAUAGAGAGGUGCCCAUCACAAUGACAGGAAGUUUCUGUGCAUUUUUGAAAGCUGGUGUUUAGGUAGGAGAGACGGAGCUGAAUUUGUGCCCCGCUGAAGGAAAGAUAGGGACAACUCAGCCUUUAACUGUUUGUUUUUCUGGCCAGGCAGCACACGCAGAAACAGCUCUGUGAGAUAUACACACCUCUGUGGUACAGUUGUCAUAACUGGAUGAUCUUGCUGCAGCUUAAGACCAGUGCUAAUAAAUUUGGCAUGAACAUCUGUUGCUAGUGAAAAUUAGAAUAUUAUAGAAAUAUUUUUGAGCAUCACUGAAGGAAUCAUGUUAAAACACCAGUGGGAGGGGAACAAAUGGAAAAUGAAUAAUGAUCAUAGGCAUAAACUUGAUUCUGAGGUGGACAUGUACUUUGCAUUCCUGCUGAGUACCACUAUGAAUGCAUUUUAAAAUGCUCCUUGCAUCACCUCUGGAGGUUGAACACUAAUGCAUCAUCAUGACUGAACAAGCUGAAUUGAUCAAAUAGCAGAAAUUGCUCACUUUAUUUCCUUGAAUAUUCACUCUGAGGUUUCUAGAAGGCUAUGUCUCUUUUCCAGUGCUUUCCUACCCCUUGGCCGAUGAUUUUGUAUACUAGCUGCCUACCAGUUGGCAACUGUCUGUUCUGUUGCUAACAAAUCUUUCAAGAACUCCAUCUCCAGACAGGGAUGUGCUGCUCCAGUGGAGUGCUGCAAUUGGAUUGACGUAGCAAUAAGGUAACUACUCCAGGGACAAAUCCAAAAUCCAUCCUUUCAAAAUUUACUCUGGGCCUGAGUGCUUUAAGUCUAUUUUGUUACAGGGUUGAAAGGAAACAGUGGUUGCAUGUUCACCAUUUUAUAAGGUUGUAAGCUAAAGUUGUAGUUUGAAUUUUUUUUUUGCAGUUACUGAACACUAGCUGUUCAAUAAGUGACAUUUUGUCAUGAUAACUCCUUUGCAGGAGUUAUUUUUAUACACCUUCAAAUUUUUAUCUUUAGUGCGUAGAACCCACUUAUCCUUGUGGGUUUGAGGGCUAAUCUUCUCUUCUGCAGUCUGGUCCUCUGCUGAAGGCUUUACAACCAGAAGAGGAGCUUUAUCAACUGCAAACGACAAUUUAACAUUGUGGCACAUUGGUCAAAGAGUUGAAAAAUAGCAGGAGAUUUUUUUAAAAAGUCCCUAUUUUAUGGCAAUCAUCUCUCCAUCUAUGACAAACACCUUCUAGCUAGAUAAAUGGAUUUUUGCAAGAGAACAGUCAGCAAAAAGUACGAUGCUCGCUGGGUCAAGAUCCAAAAGCUGGGCAGAAUUGGUAUGAUAGGGCCAAAUAUGACUGGAAAUGUUCCUUACUGACAGGAGUAUAAGGUAUUGGCUUUAGUGCAGUUGCUAGAUUUUGAUGCGUUUUUGAGGACAAUAUAUUCACAAUCAUGGAGUAAUCUUACUUCUGUGUGAACAUGAAUUUGUAUAGUAGUCCCAUAAUGACAUCAUCUGUUCUUUAAACUUCUUACCACAAUGACUAGCUCCAAGGAGAAGCCAAUAUGGAUGGUCAACAGAUGUUUGCCUACAGACAUAGCAGACCUGUUUGGAGAGAUUAGUAAAGGUAUCUUCUGAAAACCAGGUAAUCUAAACUCUGUUUUUCAGAUCAGCCACUGAUUCCAUCAGGCUGAUCUUGGAUAAACCACUACAUGAUCUGUGCUUCGGAUCACUAUCUGUAAAAUGCUUUCACUAAUAUUUUGCAUUGGCUAUUUACACUGCAAGUUUGUUGGGGCAAGCUGCAACUCCCUUCUGUUCCUAGUUGUGUUUCCCAUAAGAGAGAGACUGCUGGGAAAAAACUUCUUAACUCCUCUUCAGGAGAAAGAAAAGGUCAAGAGUUAUGAUGGAAAAAGUGAAAUUAUGAGCCCUAAAAAGAACAGGACAUUUUAAGUCUCUUCCUACCUCUCAUGUUGAGGUUCUGAUUUGAUCUUCAGGUAAGUCAUUGGAGCAUGCAGUCAUUUACAUGCUUGUGCUGAAUGCUAAAUGGCUUUGUGAUCGCUAUUCAAUAAAAACAUACAUGACAAAUUAUCAGACAGGAUACUUGGGUUUUGCUGUGGAACGCAUGAAGCAACUCUUAAUCUGUUAGCCUUUUAGUGCUGUUUGUCUCUGGAAAUAGCUAUACCAGUUACAGUGGGCUCCUGCUAGUCUAGGUUGAGUGGCUAAUGGCUAUUGAAUUCCUUCAGCAUCAGCAGUAAUGGCAGCAGACUGAGGUUCACACUGCAGACAGUGGUUUGAAAAGAGGGAAAGUGGAAAUUAAUGAUGCAGGAGCAGAGUGGGUGCACACAUGUAGGACAACGACUUUUCCUGAGCUUUUGUUGACAAGGGAUGCAAUUAGUUGUAGUCAAAACUACUGGGUUUUGCACUGUUCAUUAUCCCUAAGGAUUGCUGUUUGUUCAGCUGCUUUUCCACUUGGGUUUUUUUCAGCAUGAAGAACUGUCCAUAAAAUCCUGCUGAGAUUUUGAGCUGGCAAAAUUCUGUGUUCACAGGCUGAAUUCACUUAGAAAAUGUGAAAAAUUCUCAAAAUGAGAAAAAUUUUCAAAUACCAGAGUGAACAUGCAGGAUACACUGCCCUGGGGGAGCUGUGGUACCAUCAUGGUCAGAUAUGGCUGUGAACACAAAAACAGCAACCCUCUCACGGCUAAUUGCCAAUUUGGCACGAUUUUGAUUGCUCUGGAUUUUAAUAAGAGACACUUUGAACUUGACUUUCAUCUGAGUUACUCUAGGAUUCUGUUGCUUCCAAUAUCAGGGUAUCCAGUAUCCCUCAUAGGUGCUGCUCCUAUAAAUAUAUAUUGAGCAGAAGAUCUUUUUGAGUUUAUUCCAUUAGAAAAGUUGGUUUUGGAGGAAGCCUUGUGAAUUCCUAGUGAGUGAGUGGGAGAUUGUCCUAAAUGUUGAUGGUCAUAGUUUAGGAUUUGUCUUGCCUAGGAAAAUAGGCAACAGGGUAAUCCCACUGAUGUGGAUUCAUGAUGCAAGACUCCCAACAGAGCCUGCUGUGUUGAUCUGACUGUCUUAAUCACUAAGCUGGACUGACCCAAAGCUUCCUUUUGCUACACUGCAUUAUAUGUAGCUGAGAUAGAUUACCAGCUAUCGUCACUCACGGAUGCAAUCACACCAUCAUGUGAAUGAGCUGUGAGCCAUAUGAGUUAAGUUUUUCUUAAAGCUGGGAGCCACAGAUGCAGAGAAAAGCUCAUCUCUGAUGCAUUCAGCUCCAAAUACACUCAGCUUGGAGAAAGACAACCUGGAUAAAGCAGGAGCCGAGAUGACAGAAUGAAUGUAACUAGGCUCUAACUGUUGUCAGUGAAAGAUUAUCCUGGUUUUAAGCAUGUAGCCAUGGUUAGCAGUUCAGCUCAUCUGUCCAUGGAUAACAGGACUGGCUAUGGUGUGUACUCUGAGUUUGUCUCUGUUUUGGCAUUAAUGACUAGUUAUUAACAUUUCCUGGAUGUGAUCCGUUUCUUUGAGGUUCUUUUCCAGCAAGGUUGGAAAAUAAUUUUAGCUCUGUUGAGUGCCAUUAUGAAAUAAAUGAGUCUCAGAGACUGAAGAAGCAGACAGCACCUUUACCACUGCCUUUGGUACCACUGCUUAUCAUGGGGCAACAUUCACAAAGACCUGCACAUCUGUGAGUGCAUUGAGGCUGUGCCCCUGCCAAGCAUCUUCUGAAGAUCAGCCCUGGUGCACAGCUGCACAACAUGGCCAAAACUUGUGUCAGUUAUCACAGCUUCAGUUGUGCUGGUGGAGCGGCACGGGUCUACCUGCGGAGAGGGAAUGCUAGAAGUCUUCUGUUGUCAGAGGCAGCGAUCAAGGGCUCUGAUGCGCCUGGUGUCAUACGAAUGCCAACCUCAGAGCUUGUCAGAGCUGGGGAAUCCCAACUCCUUGGGUAUGUUUCAUCCAUGAAUCUGUCCAUUCCCAGUACUGCUUAUGCCUUGGAGUGGUGCCGGCACUGUGGCAGCCCUGUGAGAGGGGGGAACCAAAGUACCGUGGAGGUCUUAGACUGGAAAUGGGCUGGGCUGGCUGUGUGAACUACGAGAUCUGACUCCUGCUUUAACUAGAAGGAGAAGCAUCUGUUUAUCUUCUGCGCUGUCUCAAAUUUCUUACUAAGACCACAUAAAUCUGAGUAGCCUGUUCUCAGCCAGCGUAGUCUAUAAAGAAUGUUUCCCAUUUUACAGGACCAGUGUGAGAGAUUCAGAUGUUAAGAGCCAUUGGUGGUUUGGGUCAAGUGAAUAAAUUAAGGCAGGUGGACUCUGCUCUCAAUCCACUGAGAUUUGCCAACUGAUGCGAAGAGUCAUUCUGAGCUGCCACUUUCGUAGCAGUGUGAAUAUCUCUGAGGGUCUGGACUGCAUCACUGGUACUAGCUUUAGUAAAUGAAAUGGUCUUGCUAUCCCCAGCAGCUAAGCUGUUAUGGGGGAAGUGGAGGAAAGGGUAAUAUUGUUUUGGUAUUUUAAUGGAGUGAGAGCAAAAUAUUUGGUUUAUGACAGGGAAAGCAGCAGUGAAUUCAGGCACUGCUAUUCCCUCAACUCUUGCAGACUAUUUGGAAGAAAGCCUUACAGUUGGCCUCCUCAAACAGUCAGCACUGAAGGAAAAAAAUGAAAGCUACUUAAGCCAAUAUUUUUUUUGGGGAAAAAAGGCCAUCUAAUGAGACAAGUGAGGAAGCCCAGAGCUAUUGUUGCUAUACAGGUUUUGAGCUACAAGUCUAUCUCUGAAUAUUAGAGAAACAGUUUAAAAUGUGCCAUGGGUUUUUAGCAUAACAAGAUGCAUUGCAGAUAUGUCACAUCCAUUUCAUUCCCCGCAGCUGUUUACAAAAGAAAAAAAAAAUCCUGAGACUGGAGCAGCUGCAGUCACUCAACUGUCAAUACGGGACAAGGCUCUCUCUGCUCCUUUUCAUUUCCACUUCACUCUGUUCUGCUGCACGUAUUUGGCUGUUCUGUGAAUUUGCAGAUUAUGAUAUUUUUUUUCUGACUGCCUUUGAUCUAUGCAGACUCACCCAGCUCUCCUUUGAAUUCAUUCAUACUUUCAAUAGGCAUUUUAAUUUUAUGUUUACUGGCUUUUUCCCCUUUGUAGUGUUACCUAAUUGACAAGUUUUUUGUAUUCUGUGUUACAUCUAGAUUGUUGAGUCUAAAAUGUUUCCUCUUUCCUGAGAGCUACAGUAAUUUUAGAGAUUUAUAAAGGUAUUGUUGUUUCCACAGAAGAGAAAACUGAUAUAUCUUCAGCUUUGAUAGCUAAUAAAUCAGUAAUGAAGCAUGUAAUUCCUUUUACAGCAUGAACUAAGUACAUUUUAUACCAUCAGCUGUAGUUUGAAUUGUAGUUUAAAAGCCUGCUUACAGACUAAAACCAGCAUUCUGUUUGCAACUUCCAUGCCAGUGAAGCCACAGGAUUAAAGGAAUUUCCUGGAUUGGAGAUUUUCCCACACGUUCAGCUGUUCUGCAAAGAUCUGCUGUUUUUUUCCCAACAAUAGUGAAUUCAGCACAAUGUAUAGAAUUUUAGUAAGAACCCUGAUUUGCUUAAAUGUCCUAAACACAUGGCCAGAAGGAUGAGGAGAUGACAUAUUUCUUGUUGAUCAAGCACAACCAUUUCAGUGGAGAAAAUGCACUACAUUUGGUCAGACCAUUUAUCUUCAGUUGCUGGAAUAAUACUGUCUUUGGAAAGACUAUAGGUGUUAGCAAAUUGCCAAACUGUGAAUCAUUAAACUGUCAGAAGCAUUUGACUUGUCUGUUUUUUAACUUCUUGUUGUCAAGUGUGGUACAGUGGGGUUGAGAAAAGAAUGUAUUUUGGAUGACCAGGAUGACGAAUGUAUGAAGCUUCAUGUUUAUUUGUAAUGUCCUUUUUAUACUUAGGAAUUGCUUACAUAUGUAUCUGUAUGUAAAUAAAUGUUUAAUCCUUUCCA
Molecule: messenger RNA, 9533 nt
Organism: Dromaius novaehollandiae (emu)
Lineage: Eukaryota; Metazoa; Chordata; Aves; Casuariiformes; Dromaiidae
Gene: RAB30
Product: RAB30, member RAS oncogene family
Exons: 6
Coding region: 590-1201 (203 amino acids)
Biological process (GO): Rab protein signal transduction; vesicle-mediated transport
Cellular component (GO): trans-Golgi network; Golgi cisterna
Molecular function (GO): GTPase activity; GTP binding
Source: RefSeq, a predicted model, not a curated record